Echinostoma caproni is the source of this 714-nucleotide messenger RNA. The record is from the annotation of a GenBank genome assembly. Lineage: Eukaryota; Metazoa; Platyhelminthes; Trematoda; Plagiorchiida; Echinostomatidae.
AUGACUGCAGCUUUGGAUUCCCUAUUGCCUGAGCUGAGCAAAAUUAUCUGGGGACCAGGCAUUAUAGGAGACGAAAUAUUUGAUCGUUGGUGUCAAGAGCCCACUGCUUUGGUACAGGAUGGUGGGGGACCGUGUGCGGUGCUCGCUGCUGUUCAGGCCGUUAUCUUGCGCGAAAUCAUAUUCACUCGGAAGCAGAAGUUUAGCGAAUUAACCGCGGCAGAUAGCUCAGAACUGCUUGUCUCAGCAGUGCUGAACAUCGUAUUGUUGACUGCUGGUGAUAAGAAGAAAGAUUAUUGGUAUUGGGCUCACUGGUCACAGUCGGAAGAAUCGGAACCACUUUCAAAUCAAUCGGAAUCUGAUAACUUUUUUCAUGGAUUACGGCUUAUUGAGGCGAGUUCGGCAGACGAGUUGCACGGAGUAAUAAUGUCCUUGGUUCCGGAGUUGCAGUCGAAAUACGGGGUGCUCUGUUUUCUCUACUCCAUUCUCUUCAACUAUGGAAUAGAAUCAUUACGACAUGGUAUGGCCGAUGAUGCGGACACCUUGAUCGAUCCAGUCUACGGACAUGCUAGUCAGUGUUUGAUUAAUUUGCUCAUCAGUGGACAAGCCACGCCGUAUCUGUUUGACGGCGAGCGCAAUGUUUCGGGAAUCAGUUGUUCAGCUGUGGCAGCUGUGCCUGUCGUAGACUCAAAUUUUGGUAAUAGCACAUUAGGAUAA